This is a messenger RNA of Terrapene triunguis (Three-toed box turtle), 1925 nucleotides long. RefSeq names its product N-fatty-acyl-amino acid synthase/hydrolase PM20D1-like. NCBI's taxonomy places the organism in Eukaryota, Metazoa, Chordata, Testudines, Emydidae. Gene Ontology annotation, biological process: amino acid metabolic process. The coding region runs from base 22 to 1569 and encodes 515 amino acids. The transcript has 13 exons. Gene Ontology annotation, molecular function: hydrolase activity, acting on carbon-nitrogen (but not peptide) bonds, in linear amides. The record is from RefSeq and is a predicted model, not a curated record.
GCGCGAGGCCAGCGGAGCGGCAUGGCGAAGCGGAGGGGCUGGCUGCGUGGGGAGGCCUGGGCCGUCUGCCUGGGGCUCUGCGGGGUGGCGCUGGCCCUGCUGCUGGUGCGGGCCUACGUCCUGCGCUCCCCGCCGGGCCCGCGGCUCUGGUGGCGGCGAGUCGCGCUGGGCUUCGAGCUCAGCGCCCGCGACAGGCAGGAGCUGAAGGAGGCGCUGAGAGGUGCCAUCAAAAUCCAAACAGUCUCCUUCUCUCCAGAGGACCAAAAUACAACAGCAUUGGCAGAAUUUGGGAAUUAUAUUAAAAAAGUUUUUCCUGCUGUAUUUUCUACCAAGUUCAUUCAACAUGAGAUCAUUGGGGGAUACAGCCAUCUCUUCACUGUCCAGGGUUCUGACCCCCAGCUCAUGCCCUACAUGCUGCUUGCUCACAUGGAUGUAGUCCCAGCUUCCCAAGAGGGGUGGCAUGUCCCUCCUUUCUCGGCUAAGGAACUUGACGGUUUCAUCUAUGGACGAGGAACAGUGGACAACAAAAAUUCUGCUAUAGGUAUUCUGCAAGCUCUAGAAUUCCUGCUGAGAAGACACUACAGACCUCGCAGGUCUUUCUAUAUUGGCAUUGGACAUGAUGAAGAGGUAUCUGGUCAUAAGGGAGCAAUGAAGAUUGCAGCUCUGCUGAAAACUAGAGGAGUGAAGCUUUCUUUCCUGCUAGAUGAGGGAAGCGUUAUCUUAGAUGGGUUCUUGGUGGGAAUAAAGGAUCCAGUAGCAGUAAUAGCUAUCACAGAGAAGGGUUCAAUUACAGCGAACUUCAGUGUGGAAAAAGAGCAAGGUCAUUCCUCUGCCCCUCCUAAGGAGACGAGUAUCGGUAUUCUUGCAGCGGCAUUGUCCAGGUUGGAGCAGAAUCCCAUGCCCAAUCUGUUUGGCCAUGGACCAGAAAUCUUGAUUCUUGAGCACUUGGCUUCAGAGUUCCGUUUUCCUCUCAAUCUCGUCAUGACCAACCUGUGGCUGUUCUCGCCCAUCGUCAGCAGAAUUUUCGAGCAGAAGCCCUCCACUAAUGCCUUGAUUCGGACCACCACAGCAAUCACCAUGUUUAAUGCAGGAAUCAAGUCCAAUGUCAUCCCACCUUCCGCAAAAGCAACUGUGAAUUUUCGGAUCCACCCAUCACAAAAGGUUGAAGAGGUGCUAGAGAUAGUCAAAAACACUAUUGCUGAUGACAGAGUAAAGAUACAUCUACAGGAAGCCUUUGACCCACUCCCUAUCAGCCCCUGGGAUAAUGAUGUCUUUGGAGUCCAGAUUAUCCAAAGAACCCUACUGGAUGUUUUCCCCCAUGUCAGCAACGUAGCUCCAGGUAUUUGUAUUGGAAACACAGACAGCCGGCACUUCACUAAUCUCACAAAUGCCAUUUAUCGAUUUAACCCACUAGUAUUUAAACCGGACGAUUUACCCAGAGUCCAUGGCUUGAAUGAGAGGAUCUCAAUUGAGGGCUAUGAGAAACAAGUGGAGUUUCUCUACCAGCUGAUUCAGAACUCUGAUAUUGACAAGCUCCCAGAGCCUCAUGCAAACUCCCAUGAGCUGUGAGACAAAAGAAAUGGGGAGAGGAGCAACUAUUGAGGUGACUCAUGGGAUGGCAGUGACUUGGGGUAUACAAAGCAGCUACUUAUUGACAUUGCACUGUGUUCUGGAACUAGGUUAUUGUGGAUGGUAAUUUGCAUAGAGAUGAAAAGCAAUGAGGCUGCUGUCAUCAGAUACAAAGCCUGCCAAAAAGUAAAGGGAAAUUUGAAAUGGCAGAAGAGAAUUGGAGCAAUGGAAAAAGCCUCUGAUCUUCACACCACCUCAUCUCCCUACCUUCACCUGCAGCCAUUAGAUACAUGCUACUAUUAAAGGGAAAUGCUAUGGGAUGGAGCUUAGGGGGAUGGAGCUUGGGGGAGGGAAUG